AUGAUGGUAUAUAAAAGCAAAAAAGAUACAAUAGAUAUAGUAGAAGGCAGGACACCAGAACCUUCUGUCACACCUAGAACAUUUGAUACAACAAGUGUAUGGCAAAAAGUCGCAAAAGAAUACGACAAUGACAUUGGUUGGGAUGAAUUCGUCAUGGGGGUUGGUCUCCUCAGACGAUGGCUCAUUGGUAAAGCAAAGGGAGAUGUACUAGAAGUAUCGACCGGAACAGGACGAAAUUAUCCAUACUAUAAAGCAAAUCAGAUUACUUCUGCAACAUUUACAGAUCGACACGAGUCCAUGUUAAAUGAGUCCAAAGCAAAAUUCCAAGCAACUUAUAAGGACAAAUUUCAUAAUGCAUUUUUUGAAACAGCUGACGUACAAAAUCUAAAGAACAAGAAAUAUGAUACAGUGGUCGAUACGUUUGGCCUAUGCUCAUGUGGUGAUCCAGAGGAAGCACUUAUACAACUCGCUGAUAGCUGUAAAUCAGAAGAGUCUCAAAUAUUGCUCCUAGAACAUGGUCGUUCGCACUACAAUUGGUUGAAUAGACUACUCGAUACCAAUGUAGAUAAACAUGUGCAAAAGUGGGGUUGUUGGUGGAAUAGAGAUAUUAUGGGUUUAUUUGACAGCGAACGAGUGAAAGAUAAGCUAAAGAUCGUUCAGGCUUCUCGCUGGCAUCUCGGUACAACGUGUUUUAUUGUUGCAAAACCUACUCCUAAGAGUAGGAGUACUGAAUCAAACGACACAAAUGAAAAAUAA
Messenger RNA from Mycotypha africana, 756 nucleotides. RefSeq lists its product as uncharacterized. The transcript is spliced from 2 exons. The record is from RefSeq and is a predicted model, not a curated record. Bases 1 to 756 code for a protein of 251 amino acids. Lineage: Eukaryota; Fungi; Mucoromycota; Mucoromycetes; Mucorales; Mycotyphaceae.